Pseudocercospora fijiensis CIRAD86 is the source of this 1174-nucleotide messenger RNA. RefSeq lists its product as uncharacterized. The coding region runs from base 436 to 1059 and encodes 207 amino acids. Lineage: Eukaryota; Fungi; Ascomycota; Dothideomycetes; Mycosphaerellales; Mycosphaerellaceae. The transcript has a single exon. The record is from RefSeq and is a predicted model, not a curated record.
ACCGGGGUGGAAUGAGACACUGCUGAUUCCAGGAGCAGCAAAAUGUCUGAAAUCGAAAACGCAUGUAUACAUGCGCCAUUAUUGCGUCUCGGGGUUGCUUUUUGGCCCCAUCUAGCUUUCUCACGAAUGCAUGACGUUUGGCCUACCAGACUGCAGACGUGUUCGGACAUGUCGUAGGAAGGCUUUAUUAUGUGAGCAACAAUGUGGCUUACACUGGCCGCACCUGCUCCCACCGCCCACGAGCACAAAGAAAGCCCUCCAGCUGAGUCCUCGGGGUAAAGCCAUUCCUGUUCAACCAUACCAGCACGGCUACCUAAUAUUUCCUAUCAUCAACCUUCACACCUACAGGCCUCGUCAAUAAUUGGAACAGGUAGCUGCUGACCCCAGCGGCGCGCCAACCAAUUCGCAGUCAAAAAUAUCUUACUCCUACCCUACAUGGAGCCCUCAUUCUUUAGCCACCUGCCACCCGAGAUCCGGAAUGCCAUAUACGAAUACGUUCUCUACGAACCUCACGGAGCCGAAAUAUGGGAUGAACCCGGACUCCUUCAAUCGAGCAGCAUGAUCCGAGCAGAGGCCGAGCUCAUGUACUAUGCCAUCAACAGCUUCAGAACCACAAUUCACGAAGACCACAUGAACCACCAUCUUUGCCAAUGGCUCAAACGGAAAGCCGGACAGCGGAUCCAUCUCAUUCGAGGUCUGGAUAUAUAUGUCGAAAUGCCAUCACUUCAGGAAGUUGAGGACUGCGACGACAACUCGACCUUUUUCCUGCUCACGCAUAUUGUUGAGGAACUUCAGGCAACCUCGUUCAAGAACAGAUCCACUGAAUGCGUUGUGAGAUGGUCUCUGAACGGCGCCAGCGAUUCUGAGAGUUUUGAGAAUAUCAACGAGAUGUCGGCGAUCGAUCAGGAUAGAUUUCGUGGUGCGAAGUUUUUAUUGCUGUUUAUGGUCAAUGGUGCGGAGAAAACGUUGGAUGCUUUGCAUGCUGAGGACUCGGAGGCUGUGCUUGAGGGAUUUGAUGCGGUUGUGAGGAGGAAUAGGGGGAGAGGUUUUGUGGGAUGAAGGGAGGGGCUGAGGUCGUUGGGAUGAAGGGAAAUGGUAGUGUAUCAAUGAUAUUCGUCCUCUUCGAUAACUCUUACGCGUCUUCAGUCCGUCCUCCAUUAGGAGAGUCCGUCCG